UCUGUCUCGAUGCACAAAAGGUUACAUAACUUCACUAACUGUUGAGUAGCCACUCACUGGGUAAAUCGAAAGUUAGAGGAAACAGCAGGAAGGAGCCAUGGAGAUGCAGGACAUCUCCAAAGAAAAUGAGAGAAAUGGUGAAGAUGAGGGGGCAAGUGAACCGAAGCUGGAUGUCAAACCUCAAGAGGAAGCAGAAACCGAACAUUACGCUAAGCUGGAAAGUCCAUCUGAGGAUGUCUACGCUGAAACAUUUUAUAGCGAGGCUCCACUUAAACCAAGACGAGGAAAACAAGAUGAAGGAAACACUCGUCUGUACCGAGCUGCGUGUUUAUUCCUCUCAAUAGUCUGCCUGGUGCUUCUGCUGGUGAUCAUUGUCCUCGGGGUGAAACUCCAAACUGGAUCCUCGCUCUGUUCAGAGGGAAAAGAAACUCCAGCAGUUGACAGGAAUAAUCUCCCUCCGACAUGCAGCUUGGAGGAGUGCCAGCAUCAGUUUCCUAACAUCCAAUACAAAAGCAAAGGAUGCCAGCAGUGUGCUCCUGGGUGGGUGCCUUACGGCCGAUCCUGUUAUUUUCUCUCCACAUUCCGGCUGUCGUGGGCUGACAGUCAGCGAAACUGCUCCUCCAGUGGUGGAUCCCUGGCUGUCAUCACCAGCCAGGACGUUCAGGAUUUCCUGACGACGAAAGGGAACUUGAUGUACUGGAUUGGACUGAAACACACGGACUCCAACUGGAACUGGGUCGACAAGAGCCCGCUGCAGAAGAGUUACUGGACAGACGCUAGCGCAGGCGGGGACUGCGCUCUCCUCAACACUGAGAGUCGUUCUAAGAAGAACUGGAUCAGAGCUAACUGUCAAUCCUCCACCUACUUCAUCUGCCAUCUGCAGAUGUGAUGGCAUCUGCGGCUUCAAACAGAAAAAUAAUCACUUCCUCCGUAACAAAGAAAAUGAUUUGAGUUUCCAUGUCAUAUCCAAUCAGCAGUGUCCAGCAAAGAGAGAUAAUGAAGCUUCUUAACUAAUAGUUUUAUAUUUAACUUUUGAUAAGCUGUGUUGCUCAAUUUUCAAAGCUGUAUUUUCUUAUAAACUUGUGCAUAUUUUGCACCAAAUUUUUUCAUUCUUGUGCUCUAAUCGCAUGAACAUUACUGGUUUAUACUGUAUGAUACAAUUUCCGGCUGAAUAUGAAUGAAGCCCAGUAAGUUUGUCUUAAAAAUGUUUUUAUUAUCAUAUUAAAGAAGUCAUCCAACUACAAUAUGAGUAGAAUCUGUCACUUUAUUCUAGUUGAGCAUAUAUUACUGUUUCCCCUACUUUAUAUAUCACUAUAAAAAUAA
Molecule: messenger RNA, 1323 nt
Organism: Cololabis saira (Pacific saury)
Lineage: Eukaryota; Metazoa; Chordata; Actinopteri; Beloniformes; Belonidae
Exons: 7
Coding region: 98-889 (263 amino acids)
Source: RefSeq, a predicted model, not a curated record